AUGAGUGUUCAACAACAACAAGAUGUUGGUAAUUUAAUAUCACCAUUAUCAUUAUCAAGCGAAGAACAACAAAACAGAAAAUCAAGUACAGGAAGUACAGGAAGUACAAAUAGUAGUGGUAGUUUUAAAAAGAAUUUACAAAUAUUUAAUAGCCUCAGCAGUAGUGUAAAUAGUGAGGAUGUAGGAUCUACACUUAUAAGUCCAAGGAAGAAUAAUAAUAUAAAUAAUACAAAUAUUAAUUUUCCAAAUAAACUCAAAGUUACAGAUUUAGUGAAAACAUUUAAUAAUAAACCUCUUUCUAAUAUUCAUUCAAUUCAUAAUAAUAUAGCUCCAUCAACAUUAGAGAAAGAAAAGAACUCUCUUCCAAAUGGUUCAAAUACAAAACAAUUAAGUUCUGCAUUUCAAAUUUUAGAUAAUUCAAUAAAUACACCUUUAUUAUCAACAAACAAUAGGGUUCGAAGUGGAAGUACAGGUAGUAAACCAAUUAUAAUGCAAACUCAAAUGCCUUCAUCAAUAUCAAUAUCGGCUUCUUCCUCUCCACCUUUAUCUUCAGAUGAUCAGUUACAUAAUACAAAUAAAUUAAAUUCAUCAAACCCAUCUACAAAUUCAACUCCAACUAUUUCAGUUUCAGGUCAAAAACCACCAACACCAAAAAUUAGUGGUUCAUGUUUAAAUAUUAGCUCAAAUAAUUCUAAUAAUAAUAAUAGUGUGCUACAAGAUCUUUUAUUCAACUUACCAAUGGCACCAACAAGUGUACCAAAAAUUUCACAAACACCACCAUCUUCAAAAAAGCCAACAACCUCGACAACCUCAUCGCCAGCUACCAUUGGGAAAUCUACAUCAUCAUCAACAACAAAUACUACAAGCUCAGCAAAUAAUAUAGCUCCAAUUUUCCCAUUACCAAUAUCGCAAUCAUCAAGUACACCAUCGACAUCAUCAUCGACAACACCAAAUCAAACUACACCAAGAAAUUUAAAUAAUAAUAAUACAAAUACUAAUAAUACAAAUACUAAUAAUACAAAUAAUGGUACAAGUAAUAUAAGUAAUAAUAGUUCAAACAGUCAAUCACAACAAGUAAAUACCAAUUCAAUUAAUUUAAUAACCAGCAGUAGUAAUAGUAAUAAUAGUCAAAUUAACUAUAUAAAUGGUCACCCAGCACAUAUUAGUCAUUCGAAUAGUUGUAGUAGUAUUAUAAAUCACCAUGAAUCAUCAUCACCAUCACAAUCACAAUCAUCAUCAUCGUCAUCAUCAUCGAAUACACCAGUUACAACAACACCUAUUUUAAUGAGUAAUAGAAAUUCACCGCUAUUAGGUCGUUCUCCAACACAAUAUAUUAUAUCAACCAAUACAGGUUUGACAGCAGGCGAGCGUGUAAAAUCCAAACAAUAUUCAAUGCUAAAUAUUAGUAAGAAAACUAUCAUUGACGAAUCAGAUUCACUUUCAUCACCAAGAUCAUUGACAGGAAGCCCAAAUAGUUUAAGAGCAUCUAUAAGUAGUCAAGCACCAGCUAGUUUUGGAACAUUACCAUCAAUUAAUAGUAAUAAGCCAUUGGUAGUAAAGAAAUCUACUUCAGAGCACAGUGCAAAGAAAGAAAAUAUUUGGAGACAAACUAUGGCCCCAUCAACUAAAGAGGAUCAUAUUAAAGUUGUAUUUGAUGGUUUACCAGGUAAAAGAGUAAUUCAAAAGUUUAUAAUCGAUAAAACACCUCAAGAAAUAAAGAGCAAAUUUUUAGAGGAUCUUUUAAAUACUACAGAUUUCCAACAACCACCACUUAAUAUACCAAUAAAUCCAGAUCAAUACGAAUUGAAAGUUCUUUCAGUUAACUCCACAAUAAAUAAUGAAACAUUGCCAUUAAGAAGACAAAUGUUAAUGCAAGCUUGUAAUAUCUCUAGAUUAUUCCCUAAACUUCAUUUGGUUAUUAAGGGAUCCUCACCUUCAUCUACUGCCAUUCCAUCACCAACUCCUUCACCAUCAACUUCAAAUACAAGUCUUGGUUCAUUAAUUACAAAUGUUCCACCAGAAUCAUUAAGUAAAUUAAAUAAAUCAAAUUCCUCAUCAACAUUAAUGAUUGAUAAUAAUGAGGUUAUCGAUGUUAAAGGUCAUAUUCAAGCAGAGUUGGAAAUUUUCGAAUUAAUUGGUACCUCAUUCACAAGAGUUUUAGAUCAAGGUCAAGAGGUUGUUAGUUUUAGAAGAGAUUUUGCUCAUUUUAGAUUAGCCAAUUUCACUAUCACCCGUAACGAUUUAUCACAAAUGAUUUAUGUAUCAUCCGAACCACUUCCAUUAAUUAUCCCAAACAAAAUUACUAUUAUGGUAUUAUUACCAGGUGAUGGUAAAAUCAUUAAACGUGUUGACUGUGAUCCAAAUGAAUCAGUAAAAGAAGUUAAAAAUCAAAUCUUUAAAAAGUUUGCAAUGAUUGACCGUAAUCAUACAAAAGAUAAAACUGCCGAUGAUUUUGUAUUAAAGGUUACAGGUUUCCGUGAGUAUAUACUCUGCCAUGCCGAGUUGGGUAAUUUAACAAGUCGUCAAAGAUUCUAUCCAACCGGUGCCAAUGGUGACUUUGCUUUAAUUGAUUAUGAUUACAUUAGACAAUGUGUAAGCAAAAAUCAACUCAUAGAAUUAUCAUUAACCAACAAUAGCAUUUUAAAAUUAAACCAAGUAGAAGAAAAAGUAUCAUUCAUCGACAAGAUUUUAGAAACUUCAGAUUUUGAUGAUUAUGAUGAUGAAGAAUUAGAAUCACUUAGUAAUAAUAGUUAUGAUGAUGUUAAGCAAAACCAAAAUCAGCAACAUUCCCAACAACAAAUAUUCCAAUCAAGAGGUAGCUUCGAUAGCAGUGGAGGAGGUAGCGGUUUAGGCGAACAAUUAUCAACAAACAGUGGUGGCAGUAAUAAUAAUAGUAGCAAUAAUGAACUUUUAGGUUCUGCUGCUGGUGUUGCUGGUACAACAAAUAAUAUAGUCGGUGGAUCAAAUAACAACUCAUCAAAAUUACCAAUCAACAUUGUAAAGAGAUUAUUCAGAGUUAAUAUUGCAGGUAUUAGAAAUUUAAAUUUCAAUAAUAAUGAAGAUGCUAAAAGUAAAUUUGUUGAUAAACAACCAUAUUGCUUCGUUAUGGCAGAGCUUUAUUAUGGUGGUCAACUUUUAACAAAUCCAGUUUAUACACCAAUCACACCAAUUAACAUUUUCGAAGUUAUUGAUUUUCCAAAUUGGGAAAAAGGUAUUGCCUUUACUAUUCCAAUUCGUGUAUUACCAAGAUCUGCACGUGCUAGUUUCACACUAUAUGUUACAUCAGUUUCAGAAGCAACAGAAUCUCAAAUGGAAGAUGUUGUCAGUAAAUCAAUACCAAUUGGUUGGAGUAAUUGUUUAUUAAUGAAUCAUAAAGGUAUUCUUCGUAUGGGACCAGCUGCUUUUAGACUAUGGGAAGAUGGUCGUAGAGCAAACCCAAUUGGUACUUGUGUCGAUAAUCAAAGUGCAAAAGCUCCAGUUAUAUUGUUAGUAGAAUUUGAAAGUUUCAUUAGACCAAUUGUAUAUGUACCACCCACUCCUAGUACAAGUAAUAGUAGUAACGAGCUAUUAAACUCACCACCAACUUCCCCUCAAACUGCCACAAAAAAACUAGACCCAGAAGAAGCAAGAAAAUUAAGAUCACUUAUGGAAUCUGACCCAUUGGCCCAAUUCUCUCCAGAAGAACAGAAGCUUAUUUACAACUAUAAACAUAAUUAUAAGAGCAAACCAAAGGCUUUGGCUAAAUUCUUAUUAUCAGUUUGUUGGACUGAUCCAGAACAAGUCUCUGAAGCUUAUCGUCAAAUGAAUGAUUGGGCACUUUUAAAACCAGUCCAAGCUUUAGAAUUAUUAGAUGCUAAAUUUGCAGAUGAACAUGUUAGAAAUUUCGCAAUCAAGGUAAUCAAUAGUUUUUCAGAUGCAGAAUUUUCAGAUUUCCUUUUACAAUUAACUCAAGUUCUCAAAUAUGAACCAUACCACAAUAGUGAUUUAACACAUAUUCUCAUUCAAAGAGCAUUGGCUAAUCGUAGUAGAAUUGGUCAUUUCUUCUUUUGGUUCUUAAAAUCAGAAAUGCACACCCCAGAAAUUGAAGAACGUUAUGGUCUUUUAUUAGAAGGUUAUUUAAGAAGCUGUGGUUCACAUCGUCAAGAUCUCAUCAAACAAAACCAGGUACUAAAAUCACUUUAUGGCGUUGCAAUGGCAGUAAAGAAUACUCAUGGUGCAUCAGAGCGUAAAAAAGUACUCCAAGAAGGCCUUUCUAAAAUUAAAUUCCCAGAGACCUUCCAAUUACCUUUAGAUCCACGUUGGGAAGCCAAGGGUUUAAUAGUCGAUAAAUGCAGAUAUAUGGACAGUAAAAAAUUACCACUCUGGUUAGUAUUUGAAAAUGUAGAACCACAUGCUAAACCACUCACUAUUAUCUUUAAAGUUGGUGAUGAUCUUCGUCAAGAUAUUUUAACAUUACAGGUUUUAAGAAUUAUGGAUAGAUUCUGGAAGAAUAAUGGCAUGGAUUUAAGAUUACAACCAUAUAAAUGUAUUGCAACAGGUGAUGGUAUCGGUAUGUUAGAAGUAGUAUUGAAUUCAAAUACCAUUGCAAAUAUUAAUAAAGAUGCUGGUGGUACUGGUGCUAUUUUAGAGGAGAAAACUUUGGCCAAUUGGUUAAAAGAAUGCAAUCCAACCGAAGCCGAAUAUAAUAAAGCCGUUGAAACUUUUAUAUUAUCUUGUGCUGGAUAUGUUGUAGCCACAUAUGUUUUGGGUAUUGGUGAUAGACAUGCUGAUAAUAUUAUGAUAACCAAAUUUGGACAUUUAUUCCAUAUUGAUUUUGGCCAUUUCCUUGGAAAUUAUAAAAAGAAGUAUGGCUUUAAGAGAGAAAGAGCACCAUUUAUUUUUACACCACAAUAUAUGGCAAUUGUAGGAGGAAAAGAUAGUGAAAAUUUCAAACGUUUUGUUACCACCUGUUGUUUAGCCUACAACAUCCUUAGAAAAAAUUCAGAUUUGUUUUUAAACUUAUUCCAAUUGAUGUUAAGCACAGGUAUUCCAGAACUUCAAUGCGCUGAUGAUAUCGACUACCUUAGAAAAGCAUUAGCACCACAAUUAACUGAUGAAGAAGCUGCCGAAGAAUUCAAAAAGAACAUUAUUGUUGCACUUAAUACUAAAACAGUAAUUUUAAAUGAUUUAUUCCACAAUUUCGCGCAUUAAAAAAUAUAAUUAAUAAAACACAAAUAAAUAAAAAAAUAAUAAUAAAAAGAAAAUCCACAUAACAAACUAAUAAUAAAUUUUAGAAGGUAAUAAUAAAUAACU
This is a messenger RNA of Dictyostelium purpureum, 5292 nucleotides long. RefSeq lists its product as uncharacterized. The coding region runs from base 1 to 5190 and encodes 1729 amino acids. Gene Ontology annotation, biological process: phosphatidylinositol-mediated signaling; phosphatidylinositol-3-phosphate biosynthetic process; phosphatidylinositol 3-kinase/protein kinase B signal transduction. Lineage: Eukaryota; Evosea; Eumycetozoa; Dictyosteliales; Dictyosteliaceae. The transcript is spliced from 3 exons. Gene Ontology annotation, molecular function: 1-phosphatidylinositol-4-phosphate 3-kinase activity; 1-phosphatidylinositol-3-kinase activity. The record is from RefSeq and is a predicted model, not a curated record. Gene Ontology annotation, cellular component: phosphatidylinositol 3-kinase complex; cytoplasm; plasma membrane.